Molecule: messenger RNA, 924 nt
Organism: Aphidius gifuensis
Lineage: Eukaryota; Metazoa; Arthropoda; Insecta; Hymenoptera; Braconidae
Exons: 5
Coding region: 335-838 (167 amino acids)
Source: RefSeq, a predicted model, not a curated record
CUCAGGUAUGAUAUAAUAUCUGGGUGUGCCAAUGGUACGAAAGAUUAUUGUUAUCGUAAUAAUAGUGAUUCACAAGUCAACCUGACACCAUUCAAAUAAAUGAUAUCACAUUCAGUCUAAAAUAAUCACCAAGUGCUUCUACAUCUAUUACUUAUCUUUGUAAAAUUUACUAAAAACAUUAAAAAAAAAUUAUCAAAAAAACUACCUCUAAGCUAUUGUAAAAUUUUAUAUGAUUUUUUUUUAUCAACAAUUAACAGUUAAUUGAAAUUUAUAUCAUCUAUUUUUUUAACUGGAUAUUUCAACAAGAUUGUUAUUAAUUAUCUAAUCAACAAAAAUGGCAAUUCCAUCAUUUACCGAGUUGAGAGUGACAAAAUGCUGUUGUUUCGAUCUUCGAACUGGAACUUUAAUAAUUGCUGGUUUAAAUUUGCUGGCAUUUAUUAGUUUGAUAAUAAGAUGUAUUGUUGAAUUCUUUACAAUUGAUAAAAAUACAAAUGACGAAUUGUAUGCUAUUAAUUUAAAAUCAAUUGAAGUUGGAAUAAUUGUUUAUACAUUAUUACUAUCUGUAUUUUGUGUGUUACUAAUACGUGGUGUUAUGAGACAAAGAUCGUAUUACAUGUUCCCAUGGUUAUGUAUUAAUUUCUCAAAUUUAUUAUUUUCAAUUGCAUUGUCAUUUGCAAUUGUUGCUAAUUCAUUGAUGUAUGGAGGUUUCGUUGGUUUUAUUGUUUACCUCAUGUCAACUCUCGUCGCACUAGCAAUUGAAGGAUAUUUUUAUUUGGUCAUGUUUAGUUAUUACUGUGAAGUAAUUGAUGCUGAAAAUGGCAAUUCAAGAGGAGUAUAAUUCAAUCAAUUAAAAGUUUCAUAUUUUAUAUAUAAAUAAUAAUUAUAAUUUAUCUGAAUAAAAAUUUUUAAAUAAUUUAAUUAAUU